GACAAUUAGCAACGUACCUGACAUUACACAUGUCUUCUGACAGUUGUCCUCUAAAUCUAUUAAUUCAACGUGCGAGAUAUUAUUCUAACCAAUUCUGACAACAAUCAAAUAGUAAGUUGAACUGAAUGUUGCAUCUCUGAAGAGGUGGACAUGACUGCUCGAGGAACACCGAGUCGUUUUUUACAGAGCGUUCUUCACAAUGGAGUGGGCCGCUAUGUUUGUCAGCUAAAGCGAAUCUCUCUGGUCUUCUCAAAGAAAGGACAGGGCUCUUUAGGAGUCAGAGAUUUUAUUGAGGAAGGUGUGGUGGACUUUGCCAAAAAUAACCCCGGAACUGUGAUUUACAUCUCCCCUCAGUCCUGCAGAAUUCCUAAAAUAGUAGCUGAAUAUUUGAAUGGUAAUGUGAAGGAGGAGAUGGUCACCAACAAAACAUCGCAGCAGAUUGCCGAACUCAUAACCAAGAUGUCCAACCAGUCAGGACUGGACAUCAUCCGCAUUCGAAAACCUUUCCACACAGACAGUCCCAGUAUCCAGGGCCAGUGGCACCCCUUUACAAAUCGACCCCCCAGCAUCGAGCCAGUGCGCCAACAGACGAAAUAAUUUGCUUUGUAUUUAUUCCCUGAUUGAUGUGGUGACAAGUUGGGUGAGCUGUGAACUUCCUCCGCCACAGCACGAAAAUCAGUACUAUGAUCAUUUAGAUGUUUUAAGCAGUGAACUGUUACUAGACUGCUAAAAUGGUACUUUCCUGUUUGAUGAAUUAUUACAGAUUAUUUGUGGCUUGAUAAAGUUUAUUAAAUAACAAUUAAAUUUGCUUAUAAUAUGAUCAUCCAAUUGUGUCCAGUGGGAAUUUUUUGAACCUUAAAUGUUAAAAGCAGAGGGUGAGUAAUUUUUCCACUCCUUUUUAAGCUUAAUAAAAGCCUACUUUUAAAAUA
This is a messenger RNA of Pimephales promelas (fathead minnow), 929 nucleotides long. It is a transcript of the gene mrpl43, whose product is annotated as mitochondrial ribosomal protein L43. The record is from RefSeq and is a predicted model, not a curated record. Gene Ontology annotation, cellular component: mitochondrial large ribosomal subunit. Lineage: Eukaryota; Metazoa; Chordata; Actinopteri; Cypriniformes; Leuciscidae. Gene Ontology annotation, biological process: mitochondrial translation. Gene Ontology annotation, molecular function: structural constituent of ribosome.